This is a messenger RNA of Blastomyces gilchristii SLH14081, 1967 nucleotides long. RefSeq names its product lysosomal acid lipase/cholesteryl ester hydrolase. The record is from RefSeq and is a predicted model, not a curated record. The transcript is spliced from 3 exons. The coding region runs from base 94 to 1686 and encodes 530 amino acids. NCBI's taxonomy places the organism in Eukaryota, Fungi, Ascomycota, Eurotiomycetes, Onygenales, Ajellomycetaceae. Gene Ontology annotation, biological process: lipid metabolic process.
CAGAACAUCAUUCCUUCUUGCUCCCCUUUUUACCUAUGUUGCUGUAAUUUUAUACUCUAGGUGUUUGGCCGUGUCGCUGAAAGAGUUUGAAAUAUGGCUCGUGUUCCAUUCAUUGGAAGGCUGUUCUGGAACGAGUAUCUAGCCCUAUUCAGCUCGCUCGUAUUAAUAUUCAUCGAAGGCCUAUUACAUAUCAUAACAUUCUGUCUUCCUCAGCCGAUCAUACAAUUUUGCUAUCAGCAGUCUAAGGUCAUAUUCAAGGUUUUGGCUUCGCCACAAGGGCGCCGAGUACGAGCGCUGCAAACAUCAACCUCAGGAAAGAUUGCGCGUGCUUCAGACUUUCUAGAACUGUGCUCGCUCUGGGGCUAUGAAGCGGAAGAGCAUGUAGUGCAAACGGGCGAUGGCUAUCUUCUUGGUUUGCACAGACUGCCGCGGAAGAAAGGCGAAAGCUUCUCGAAAGCUAACGCUUACGACGGCACCCGUCAGAAGCCAGUAGUUUAUCUGCACCAUGGUUUGCUCAUGAAUAGUGAAGUAUGGGUCUGUUUGACAGACGAAAAGCGUUGCCUCCCAUUCCAGCUCGUCGAUAAAGGAUAUGAUGUAUGGUUUGGAAACAAUAGAGGGAACAAGUACUCAAAGAAGUCAGGAACCCACGCUCCAUCAUCAAUAGCCUUCUGGGAUUUCUCCAUGGACGAAUUCGCCUUCUACGACAUCCCCGACAGUAUCGAAUACAUACUGUCUGUCACUUCACAGAAGGCAUUAUCCUAUAUAGGAUUCUCCCAAGGGACCGCACAAGCAUUCGCUACACUCUCUAUCCACCCUACACUCAACCAAAAAAUCAACUUAUUCAUAGCACUAGCCCCGGCAAUGUCUCCAGCUGGACUUGCCAAUGGAGUUGUCGACGCUCUCAUGAAAGCGUCUCCGAACGUUCUCUUCUUAGCAUUCGGGCGUCGAAGCAUCCUCAGUUCCACACCCAUGUGGCAAACAAUCCUCUACCCACCUAUUUUUGUCCGCAUCAUCGACAUAUCCCUCUCAUUCCUGUUCAACUGGAGCGGCGUCAACAUCAGCAGCGAUCAGAAACUUGCGGCAUAUCCGCAUCUCUACUCAUUCACAAGCACCAAGUCCGUCGUACAUUGGUUCCAGAUUAUCCGCAACAAGAGCUUUCAGAUGUACGAUGACGAUGCAGGACCCUCUGUCAGCAUUAAUAAAAGCAACCGCUACUACAAGCCCGCAAAAUUCCCCACAAAGAAUAUCAAAACGCCAAUCGUCCUCGUUUAUGGGGGUCGUGAUAGUCUAGUGGAUAUCGAUGUGAUGCUCGAGGAACUCCCGAGCCAUACACAAGCAAUAUCGAUUUCCCACUAUGAGCACCUGGACUUCCUCUGGGCGAGGGACGUUGCUGAUCAGGCAUUUCCGCACAUCUUGGAUGCGCUGUGGUCACAUGGCUUAAAUCACACGGGCUGGCCGGCUGAGAAGCCAGACUAUCUCAUGAAGGAAAAUAACCCUGAUUCUCUCCACCACGAUCAAGAUGAGAACGAAAUCCCGGUCGAGAAUUCUCUGCCCCAGUUUGCGCUGACCGAGGCCAAGAUUCCGCUAUCGGAACAGCCCUUGCACGCGCGAUCUUCAGGCCUACCCUCUUAUUCUGACGAUGAACGGGUCAAACUGGCUAAUGGGAAUCGAGAAGAUGAGAGCUGACAAGCCUUUGCUGCUUUUCUACUGUAAUGAUAUUAUUUUAAGUGACCGUCGUCCGCCCAUGUCAAGAAGGGAAGGUGUUUUAUUCAUACCUUUCUUUACAUUCUUAUUUUCCCCCGUCUGUUUCCUUUUUGGCACGGAUAUACAUAGAUCUGUACAGAUGGAACGGGAGUUUGCAAUGGUUUUUUCACGCAGUUCAGCCAUACGCAAUGAGGAGUAUCAAUACAGGUGCGCUUCUCAUUGUUGUACAGUACAGUACAUACAUACAUACAUACAUACAUACA